Messenger RNA from Dufourea novaeangliae, 504 nucleotides. RefSeq names its product ATP synthase subunit epsilon, mitochondrial-like. NCBI's taxonomy places the organism in Eukaryota, Metazoa, Arthropoda, Insecta, Hymenoptera, Halictidae. Gene Ontology annotation, molecular function: proton-transporting ATP synthase activity, rotational mechanism. The record is from RefSeq and is a predicted model, not a curated record. Gene Ontology annotation, biological process: proton motive force-driven mitochondrial ATP synthesis. The transcript is spliced from 4 exons. Gene Ontology annotation, cellular component: mitochondrial inner membrane. Bases 153 to 323 code for a protein of 56 amino acids.
UCUGAUCUUCGGUCUCAUUAUAUAUGCUGUGUGGCAACUCUACCGAAAGUAACAGAAAGUAGGUGUCCCUUAGUGUCCAUUGUCCAUUUCUCUGCACUGUAGUGUGGUUGAAUCCGGAUUUUCUUUAUUUCAAAGUAAAAAGAACAGUAGAAAUGGCUGCGUGGAGACAAGCAGGACUGAAUUACAUCAAUUAUUCACAAAUUGCGGCAAGACUUGUUAGGCAAGCUCUGAAGCCUGAACUCAGGACAAAAGCUUCAAAACGCGAUGAAGUAAACGUAAGGUUUACUCAAUGGAAAGAUGGUAAACCUGCCAAUGAAAAGUAAUAGUGACAUAAGCUUAAAAUGCCUAAAACGCGGUAUCACAGAUGAGAGGAAGUCAUCCUUUUCCUAGGUUCACACAUCCGUACACAUUAUACAUGAAAAAAGAGACAACAAAGCUUAAUAAAGUAGUAAUUUAUGUAUAAUAAUUCUACACAUGCUCAUCUGAAGUAAACAUGUUUAUUGU